CUGAGUGGUGCUUGAACUGGACGGGGAGGUGCCGGGAGGGGUCGGGCUGAUUGUCUUCACACGGUAGCAGCGAUCUGGGGUGGAACUGGCGCCCGGGCCGCGGGAUGUCUGAAAUUCAAACGGGCUGAGACGGGCCGAGCGGCUUUCGCAAGGCGGGCUGGAGAGGAGCGCCUGGACCCGGAGUCUAGCGCCGGGCUGAAGGAACAUCAGUGGGCCGGUUGAUGGAGUUGUGCCCUGAGCAGUGUGUGGAAUGGUGAGGGACGACACUGUUGCCGUUGUGGAACCAUGAGUACUAAAGCUACACAUGGAUCAGACAACCGAGAGGGCAAGAUCUACACCCUCCAGAUCUGCCCAAGCCUCUACAGCGAGGACUCGGUGUGCUACUGUCUACCGGCCACCAAGGAUGUGACGGCGGCCGAGGUUAUCCGCGAGCUCACGGGCAAGCUGAACCUGGACAACUCCAAGUGCUACGUGCUGGCCGAGGUGAAGGAGUCCGGGGGCGAGGAGUGGAUUCUUGACGCCAAUGACCUGCCCGUCCAGCGGGUGCUGCUGUGGCCCCGGCGGGCGCAGGAGAAGCACUCGCAGAGCGAAGGCUACUACUUCCUCCUCCAGGAGAGGAACAACGACGGCACUAUCCGCUACAUCAACCUGCAGGUCGUGGCCAAGGAGCGGGAGAAGCACAGCCUGGUGGAACGCGGCUUCCUGCCGCCCGAGCCCCACCUGUAUAAUGAUCUGUGCAAGCUGCCGACCCUGACCGAGGAAACCAUCCUCCAGACCUUCAAGACCCGCUUCUUGAAACACAAGAUCUACACGUACGCCGGCAGCAUCCUCAUUGCCAUCAACCCCUUCAAGUUCCUGCCCAUUUAUAACCCCAAGUACGUGAAGAUGUACGAGAACCACCAGUUGGGCAAGUUGGAGCCUCAUAUCUUCGCCGUGGCUGACGUCGCCUACCACACCAUGCUGAAGAAGCAGGUGAACCAGUGCAUCGUGAUCUCGGGGGAGAGUGGCUCCGGUAAGACCCAAAGCACCAACUUCCUCAUCCACUGCCUGACCGCUCUCAGUCAGAAGGGGUACGCCAGCGGUGUUGAGAGAACCAUCCUGGGCGCUGGACCAGUAUUAGAGGCCUUUGGAAAUGCAAAAACUGCUCACAACAACAACUCGAGCAGGUUCGGCAAAUUCAUCCAAGUCAAUUACCUGGAGAACGGGCUAGUCCGAGGUGCUGUAGUGGAAAAAUACCUCCUGGAGAAAUCCCGUCUGGUGUCGCAAGAGGCUGACGAGAGGAACUACCACGUCUUCUACUACCUGUUGCUGGGGGCCAGUGAGGAGGAGCGCAGGGACUUCCAGCUGCAGCCGCCACAGCAUUAUCACUACCUCAACCAGAAGGAAAACUUUUGUAUCGACGAUGGCGAGGACCUCAAGCAUGACUUUGAGCGUUUGAAGCAGGCCAUGGACAUGGUGGGCUUCCUCCAUGUCACCAAGAAUCAGAUAUUUUUUGUGCUCUCUGCAAUCCUCUAUCUGGGGAACGUUGCCUACAUAAAGAAAGCAACGGGAAGAGAGGAGGGAUUGGAGGUGGGACCUCCCGAGGUGCUGGACACCCUGUCGGAGCUGUUGAAGGUGAAACGAGACAUGUUGGUCGAGGCAUUAACAAAGAGGAAGACUGUGACAGUUGGCGAGAAGUUGAUUUUGCCAUAUAGCCUCAAUGAGGCUGUGACCACACGAGACUCCAUGGCCAAAUCUCUCUACGCUGCACUUUUUGAUUGGAUUGUCCUUCGGAUUAAUCACGCUCUCCUCAAUAAAAAGGACAUGGAGGAGUCUGUCAUGUGCUUGUCGAUCGGAGUCCUGGAUAUAUUCGGUUUUGAGGAUUUUGCAAAUAACAGUUUUGAGCAGUUUUGCAUAAAUUAUGCAAACGAGCAGCUUCAGUAUUACUUCAACCAACACAUCUUCAAACUGGAGCAGGAGGAGUAUCAGAGCGAAGGCAUCACCUGGCACAACAUCGAUUACACCGACAACGUAGGCUGCAUCCACCUCAUCAGCAAGAAGCCAACGGGACUCUUCCACCUCCUGGACGAGGAAAGCAAUUUCCCGCGUGCCACCAAUAAGACCCUGCUGGCCAAGCUGAAGCAGCAGCACGAGGACAAUCGGUAUUUCGUGGGGACGCCAGUUUUGGAGCCAGCCUUCAUCAUCCAGCACUUUGCUGGCAGAGUCAAGUACCAGAUCAAGGACUUUCGGGAGAAGAACACGGACUACAUGCGGCCGGAUAUCGUGGCACUCCUGAGGGGCAGUGACAGUGCGUUCAUCCGUGAGCUAAUCGGGAUGGAUCCCGUGUCUGUGUUCCGCUGGGCCACCCUCCGGGCUGCAAUCCGAGCGGUGGCCGCCUUCAAUGAGGCUGCGCGACUGCGGGCAAAGAAAAACAAAAUGGGGAUAAUACGCCCCACACCCCGCGUUCCACUCAGCGAGAUGCAGUGGCCAAACACUCCAAUAGAAAAGGUCUACCGUGACUUGCAUGCCCAGCUGAUGAACAGUAUCCGGGGAAGGGCUCAGUCCCUUGACAAUCCUCACAGCCUCCUCAAACCACUGAGACGCUUUGAGAGACCUCACAGCUACUUUUUGAAAAAUAAAGGUUUGAAACAAAAGCUGGUAAUUCCUAAGAACCUCAUUGACUCGAGUUCCUUAAAGCACAUUAUGGGCAUGACUCUCCACGAUCGCACCACCAAAUCCUUGCUGCACUUGCACAAGAAGAAGAAGCCGCCCAGCAUCAGUGCACAGUUCCAGGCCUCCCUGAAUAAACUGAUGGAAGCCCUGGGCAAAGCUGAGCCUUUCUUCAUUCGGUGUAUUCGCUCAAACGCCAAAAAGAUGGAACUCUGUUUCGACGACGACCUCGUACUGCAGCAGCUUAAGUACACCGGGAUGCUGGAGACCGUCCGCAUCCGGCGCUCCGGAUACAGUGCCAAAUACACCUUGCAGGAAUUCAGGAACCAGUUCCAGGUGCUACUCCCCAGGAACGCCGAGCCACUACAGGAAGCUAUUGCUGCCUUGUUCAACAGGCUGGAGUUGGUCAGGGAUAACUGUCAGAUUGGAAAAACGAAGGUUUUUAUGAAGGAGUCAGAACGUCAGAAGCUCCAGGAUGUCUUGCACCGGGAAGUGAUGCGGAAGAUCCUGCUCCUGCAGAACUGGUUCCGGACUGUCCUGGAAAGGAAGCGGUUUUUGAAGAUGAGGAGGGCAGUGAUCACCAUACAGGCCCAUUUUCGAUCUUUAUUGGUUCGCUUGGCUCUGCAGAGGCUGAAUGCAGCGAAACUGAUCCAGCUGGUGUGGCGAGGCUACGUGCAGAGAUGUGCAUAUCUGAAGCAAGUCCGUGAAAUCAAGUUCUGCCAGGCUGUGUGCCGUGGCUACCUGGCACGCAAAAGGGUCCGUUUACUGCGGCAGGUACAAGAGGGUGUGCAAGACACAGGGGAGAGUGCAAUACAGGCUGAAGAGAGGAAACAAGUUUCCAAACAAUCGCAGCCCACAAUCGCAGACCAAGACACUAAGGUUCCAUCGGAGGUUGCGAUCUGUCCAGAAAAGCAGACAUCCACGGAUACUGUUAGCCCAGAAGAGUCACCAAAACCUCAGGAGAACAUUAUGGUCCUGUACCGGAAAACACAGCCAGAGGGCGGAGAGAAGUCAAACGCCCGUGAGAAACGAGAGACUCGGCGGAUGCGUGGCUUGGAACACGACAAGCUCCAGCGACAGUUGGUGUCGCCCACUCCUCAGGACAAUCCCACCGCCCCUCCGACGUUUGAGACCCGGGAGAAUAUCGAAAGGGUGGUGCAGAGUGCGGGGCAGCAGGACGAUCUCCAGCCUCUGGCAGAGGAGCAGCCGGUACCCAUGGUGCCAGGUGACUCUCGGUUCGAGUGGCCAGACGGUGGAGACCGUGACAAGCAGCUGGAUGUGGGAUUGGCCCGUAACAGUGAAGUAGGGAAAGGUCCAAGUGCUGAGGUAGAAAACCAGCAGCCACCAGCAGCACUGCAGCGACCGACAUCUCUGCAACUUCACACUGGUGACUCUCUACCGGCCGGCGAUGCUUCAGAAGAGGACGCCUGCGCCAAUGGGAAUGAGAUACAGAGCGGGCAAGCAGCUAAGAAAGUUCCGCAGAGUCCUGGAUCCUCAUCGGGGGCCAUUCACCGUUACCAUGACUACAAGAAGCUGAAGGAUAAGGCGGAGAAGUGGAAGGACAAGCAUAACUAUGAGCAGUCCAGUCCACCAGUAGAGAAGAAGGAAAACCAGUCUCCGUCAAAAAGCACAAAGAACAAAGAGAUUUUGCUUCCUCAGGAUGAGGGCUUGCUGCCAACUUUGCCCUCUCCCACGGGAUAUGUGUCUGAGACUCUGAAUGAAUCACAGGACGGUGACAGAACGCCAACAAAACUAGCAGUGCAGAAGAAGACUUCCCAAGAGCUGAAUCUUAACCAACACCUUGAAUCUCCCAAGUCCCAGUUCCGCAUUCCAUUGCGGAGGCUCCUGGGGAAGCGGCAAGCCGAUAAAAAGUUCUCCAAGGAGGGGACGCCCACUCUGGAGGACGUUGCUCUCACCUUGACCAAUGAAGCAAUGAAGAACUUCGGUGACAAACCAGAGGCGAGGAAAUCUGCUACUUUGCCGAUGGCGCACUCCACGCAACACCCGUACGUAGACGCAGCCAAAGACCAGUCCGGUAAAGUCAAGCGGAGCCGCAGCAUCAAAAUCAGCACUGUGUCCGAGCAGUGGGGCGCGCACGCAGGCCGUAUCACCAACGCCAAUGAGCUGAAACAUCUGGACGAGUUCCUGCUGAACAAGGUAAAUGACCUCAGUUCCCGAGUUUCCCAGGAGUCAAACAUCGAGGCUUUAUUCAUCAGGGUGACUGAGAAAUUCCGGUGCACACUCAAAAGCAUGUAUCCUGUCCACAAUGGACAAACCCAAGUGGGCUACAGGGACCUGAUACAGAAUUACCAGAUGCUACUGGCCAAGCUGGUGGGCGAGAGGCAGAAAACUGAGGUUCAGUUUGUGCUGAAUCUCUUCCAGUCACUCCUGGAUGAGUUUGCCCGUGGCUAUUCCAGGAAAGAGGAGACAGAGACACUGAAGCCUACAAAAUCCCAGAAGAAGAGGCGGAAACGCAAUCGAAUUAAAGAGGAGGUUUGUGGGCACAUGUUCCGCAGUUACCAAGUGAACAUUGGGCAGUCGUGUGAACAGUGCUCAUCCUACAUCUGGCCCAUGGAGAAGGCUCUUUUAUGCUGCUCCUGCAGGAUGACUUGUCACAAGAGAUGCCUGACAAAGAUUCAACAUCCCUGUCAAUCUGGCUGUAACAAGAACGAUGCAGACGUGGUGUCGCGACACUUUGGGGUGCAGGUUAUUGCUCUGAUGGAUGAGAACCAGACGCUGCCCAUGGUGAUGGAGAAGCUGCUGGAGUACGUGGAAAUGCAUGGACUGUACACUGAAGGAAUUUACCGCAAGUCGGGAGCAGCCAACAAGAUGAAGGAUUUGCGGCAGCAGCUGGAAGAGGAUCCAGAUUCGGUUCACCUGGAGAAUUACCACAUUCACGCCAUUACAGGAGUGCUUAAACAGUGGCUGCGGGAACUCCCAGUCCCACUGAUGACCUUUGAUCUGUACGGUGACUUCCUGCGUGCUAUUGAACACCCGGGGAGGCAAGAGCAGGUACAAGCAGUUUACAGUGUCCUUGAGCAACUACCCAGCGGCAUCUUCCACACUCUUGAACGCCUCAUCUUCCACCUGGUCAAGGUAGCGGUGUUAGAAGAGAUGAAUCGAAUGUCUCCCAAUGCUCUAGCGAUCGUCUUUGCUCCUUGUAUCCUCCGGUCUCCAGACAGCUGUGACCCACUGAUGAGCAUGAAAGACGUCUCCAAGACAACCAUGUGUGUGGAGCUGCUGAUCACUGAGCAGAUGCGGAAAUACAAACUGAAAAUGGAUGAAAUCACCCAACUGGAGACAGCAGAACAGCUUGCAGUCCGCCGCCUCUCGUUCCUACGUCUUUGGCCUCUUGAAGUCGGGUUUUCUGCUCCGUAUGAUGGGGUACUGAGCAAAGUGCCUAGAACCCCAAAGCCUACCGAGGAGAACCCGCCAAGCCUAGUGAGCCUGGAAGAAGAGGAGCCAUCGGACAGUGACAUGGAACACGAGGAGGAGAUCCUGAUAGAGCAGAUCCAGUCAAUAAAGGAGGAGAGGGAUCAGCUGACACUUGAGCUCCCACAAUUGGAGCAGAGAGGGUCUGAUGAGGAAAACAUGGAUUCUGAGGCUUCAUGGAGUAUGGAGAGCCUCCUUGAUGACCGACCAGCACAAGUGGAGUCCGGAGGUUCUGCAGUGUUCCAGUUCACAGGACGCCACGAGCCUCUUCCUGCCACUCCAGAGGGCACUGUCACCCCAACUAAACCCGUGCUGCCAACUCGCCCUCCUAUCGCGCAGCGACGGGCGUUCUCCAUGCUCACCAGCAUUAAGCUGCCCUGUCGGAAAGCCGUGCUGCCCACGCGGAACAUCAAGCUUCCCCCCGGCAUCGUCAGCGCUGUGGGCAGUGUCCCCAACAGUCCUGGCACCAAGGAUGGAGAGCCCCACCCACUGGCAGUCACUAUGCGACGACGCAACCUCCCCUCCCAGCGAUCUGACAACAUCCACUCCAUGUAUGUGCAGGACUUCCUGCCGCUACCGAACACUGGUGAGACGAAUCCCAUCCCAGCCAAGGUCCAGAGGAGGUUUUCUGACCCACUAGCUGACCUACCCCAUGGAGGUGACGAAUCUGCCCUGUAACAUUGCCCACCACCUACUGAAGAAGGCAGUGGAUUAUCCCCAUUUAUAUACUUACCUCACCAAGGCAGUUUGAACUACUCUCUCUCUCUCUGGCUUCAUGCUCUGGAACCAAGGGGGAGCAGUGACUGCUCGGGACCAAGAGUGAGAGAAAUUGGGAUCUGAAUGUGAAGAGUGAAUGAGUGAUGCCUGGGCUGAAUGUGAUCAGGAGAAUGAAUGAAUGACCAUGUGGACCAAAUGUCUGAGUGACUUGAGUGACCUUCUCUGACACUUUGCUCUGUUAGUACAUUCCCUCGGCUGACCAGGGAUUACUUUCUCAGUUGCACUGUGCGGUCCCGCCUGGUAUUGUGAGAAGGUCAUUCUCCUCCCUUGCCCUCCUGUAACCAUUUUUCCCUACUUGUGAAAAAGUACAGUUUUUAUAUAAAUAAAUGUUGUCAUUUGUUUUUUACUUGU
Molecule: messenger RNA, 7209 nt
Organism: Hypanus sabinus (Atlantic stingray)
Lineage: Eukaryota; Metazoa; Chordata; Chondrichthyes; Myliobatiformes; Dasyatidae
Gene: myo9bl
Product: myosin IXb-like
Exons: 41
Coding region: 286-6759 (2157 amino acids)
Biological process (GO): intracellular signal transduction
Cellular component (GO): myosin complex
Molecular function (GO): protein binding; microfilament motor activity; GTPase activator activity
Source: RefSeq, a predicted model, not a curated record